Molecule: messenger RNA, 792 nt
Organism: Manis javanica (Malayan pangolin)
Lineage: Eukaryota; Metazoa; Chordata; Mammalia; Pholidota; Manidae
Source: RefSeq, a predicted model, not a curated record
AUGUGCUGCCAUGCACGCUCUACCACAUCUGUGCUCUUCCAUGGCUGCUCUCUGCCACAUCUGUGCUUUGCCGUGCAUGCUCUGCCAUGUCCACUGUCUGCCGUGACUGGUGACAGUUUUCUCAGGGAGCACCAACAGUUUUGUGGAAAGAACAGAGGCUGCACUACGCCUGUAGAUGUAGAGACAGGAUGCUUCUCAGCGCUCGCUUCCUCAGCCAGGAGCGCGACUGACCCUUCAUCGGUGCAGCUCCUUGUAGGACUGGGCCUCGCACAGCGGUGGGCCGGUGGCCCUUCAGCUUUCUCUCUCCUCCAGGUGCCCUAUGAAACACUGAAUAAGUGCUUUCGAGCUGCUCAGAAGAACAUCGACCGUGAGGCGAGCCAUGUCAUGGUGGUGGCCAAGCUGGAGAAGACCUUAAGUGGCUGCCCUACCGUGGACUCUGUGGUCAGCCCUGACGGCAUGGUGGAAAAGCUUAGCAUCCUCAAGUGGAAGGCAGUGGAGUCCAUCCAGACUGAGGACGAGAGUGCCAAACUGUACAAGCGCAGGAUCAAGCACCUCAAGGAGCACAGCAGUGACCAGCCUGUGGCAGCCAGCAUAUUAAAGAAAAAGCACAUGGACCACCUAAUGGUGGAGCAGCUGCUGUGGUGCAGUUAUUACAACACGACCGUGAGGCUAGCUCAGCAAAGCAGCAUCAAGCUGUUAAGCAAGGUAAUAUCAGACUUCUCUGCCAUGGUCAGCACCAGUCUGACCAAGAAGGAUGCUCACAGCACAGGGGGUGCUGAUGCCAAGGUCUGA